Thalassophryne amazonica is the source of this 1580-nucleotide messenger RNA. RefSeq names its product RAD9 checkpoint clamp component B (gene rad9b). The record is from RefSeq and is a predicted model, not a curated record. Lineage: Eukaryota; Metazoa; Chordata; Actinopteri; Batrachoidiformes; Batrachoididae. The coding region runs from base 181 to 1293 and encodes 370 amino acids. Gene Ontology annotation, cellular component: checkpoint clamp complex. The transcript is spliced from 10 exons. Gene Ontology annotation, biological process: DNA replication checkpoint signaling; mitotic intra-S DNA damage checkpoint signaling; DNA repair.
CUUAUCGUUAGCUUUAGUAGCUAGCGUUUGGUAUUUAUUAAUUUAUUUUUAAGCACAAUUGUUACUUGUCCACACAGAUACGUGUGUUUUAUUUUAUUGUUGACUUCACACUGUUUUACAGCGUUUGGGAAAGCUCUCCAGGCCCUGUCACGGAUCGGAGAGGAGCUGUGGUUGGAUCCCAUGAUGAAAGGGUUGGCAGUGAGGUCGGUGAACUCGGCUCAGUGUGCGUAUGCCUGCUUUCUGUUUUCACCGCUCUUCUUCCAACACUACAGUCUGGGAUCAGGAUCAGAGCAGAGCAGUGAAACCAUCAAAUGCAAACUGGCGAUGAAGUCUGUUCUUCCACUUUUUCGAUGUUUGACCUCCAUUGAGCGGAAUGUUGAACGAUGUCAGUUGUCAAUCAGCGUUCCAGAUGACCGAGUAGUAAUCCAGUUUUUCUGCAGACACGGCAUCACGAAAACCUACAACCUGGGUUUCCAGGAAAGCGAGGCUGUGCAGGCAGUGUUUGCGUCACAUCUCUGUCCCAAUGUGCUGAAGGCUCCGGCCAGGCUUCUCACUGAUAUGGUCAUGCACUUCCCACUGUCCCAGGAGGAAAUCACUUUGUCCAUGACUCCGCUGAGAGUCAGUCUGCGAAAUUACAACGAGGGAGGAAGUGGUCACAUGAAGAUGACGUGCACGGAGAUGUCCUUACACCCAGAUGAGUUUGACUACUUUCAACUCGGCGUGGACUCCGACGUAACCUUCUGUCUGAAGGAGUUCAGGGGUUUGUUGUCUUUUGCAGAGUCACUCUGUCUUCCAGUGUCUGUCCACUUCAGUGCUGCAGGAAAACCUGUGUGCUUCUCUGUGGAGGACAUGGUUCUGGAGGCCAGUGUGGUGCUGGCUACUCUUACCGAGUCUGAGAGCAAGGACCCUUCGCAGUCCACAGAGACCCCGAUCCCUCCGUCACUGAGGUGUGGAGACGUAGCUGCUCCUCCUGUGGGUUCACAUGAGGCCGAUUGCGGUAAAUGUCUGGAUGUGACAGAAAUAGUAGCAUCCAGCCAGGGCAGCCCUGUGACCGAGCUACCGAACUACCUGAUGGACCUUCUGCCUCGGCCUGGCGCCUCUGACAGAACUGCUGUACCUGGCGAGGAGGCCUAUAGUCCUGCCUCCUCCACGAUCUGCUCACUCCUGUUCAGGGCGUUGUCCUCGCCACAACAGGAGCGCGAAGGCUGCGCCGGCCUGCUGCCAGUUUUAGCACAUUACAGUGAUGAAGACGAGGACGUGGGGGAAGAAGCCAGAAGAAGCCCUUUGCUUUAAGGACAAAGGUUGUCCAGGUGAUGGACAUUAACGUACCUGAAGUGGUUCUAGCUUAUUGUGUUGUGAAGUUCUCUGCACUGUUAAACUGGAAAUUACAUUUUAGCACGCAUGGCUUCGUCAUUUGAAAUUUAAUUGCGUUUGUUGAAGGAACGUUGGAAGAGUUUGAGGUUCGAUAGAAACCUGCAGCCUGAGGAAUGUGGGAGGAGUUUUUGUGAUUGUUUGAAGGUCACGGCCCUGAACAAGCAGAAUUCACAAAUAAGUCAAGUGGAAAUUAAUCCCAAAUUAAA